Molecule: messenger RNA, 978 nt
Organism: Orycteropus afer afer
Lineage: Eukaryota; Metazoa; Chordata; Mammalia; Tubulidentata; Orycteropodidae
Gene: A4GNT
Product: alpha-1,4-N-acetylglucosaminyltransferase
Exons: 2
Coding region: 1-978 (325 amino acids)
Biological process (GO): protein O-linked glycosylation
Molecular function (GO): acetylglucosaminyltransferase activity
Source: RefSeq, a predicted model, not a curated record
AUGCUGAAGGAGCUUCAGCUUUCCCUGGCAGUCUUUCUGCUGCUUGCCUGUGGCUUCCUCUACCAGCUGACCCUGAAGUCCAGUUGUUUCUUCUCCUGCCUGCCUACCUACAAGUUCCAGCAGGGGCCAGAAGCCCUCCUGAGCCACCAACGCAGCAUUGUGUUCCUGGAGACCUCAGAAAGAAUGGAGCCAUCCCCACUCGUCUCCUGUGCUGUGGAAUCAGCUGCCAGGAUUUAUCCUGAGCAGCCUGUGGCAUUCUUUAUGAAGGCCCUCAACAAUUCCACACAGCUGCCCCCAAAUGACACUCACCCAGCCUUUUACCUCCUCUCAGCAAUAGACAAUGUUUUCCUCUUCCCUUUGGAUAUGCAAAGGCUGUUUGAAGACACACCACUAUUUUCAUGGUACACUCAAAUCAACAGCAGCGCAGAGAGAAACUGGCUCCACGUCAGCUCCGAUGCAUCCCGCCUUGCCAUCAUCUGGAAAUAUGGUGGCAUCUACAUGGACACCGAUGUCAUCUCCAUCAGGCCCAUCCCUGAGGAGAACUUUUUGGCUGCACAGGCCUCUCAGGACUCUAGUAAUGGGGUGUUUGGGUUUCUCCCACACCACCCCUUCCUGUGGGCUUGCAUGGAAAACUUUGUUGAACACUACAAUGCAGACAUUUGGGGCAACCAGGGCCCCAAUUUGAUGACAAGGAUGUUGAAGUUGUGGUGCAAACUUAGAGACUUCCAGGAGGUGAGUGACCUCAGGUGUAUGAACAUGUCCUUCCUACACCCCCAGAGAUUUUACCCCAUCUCCUACCCAGAGUGGAGGCGCUACUAUGCUGUAUGGGACACAGAACCAAGCUUCAAUGACUCCUAUGCCCUCCAUUUGUGGAAUUACAUGAACAAGGAGAGGAGGGCCGUGGUUAGAGGAAGCAACACAUUGGUGGAAAAUCUCUACCGCAAGCACUGUCCCAGGACUUACAGAGAUCUGAUUUAA